This is a messenger RNA of Trichoplax adhaerens, 1701 nucleotides long. RefSeq lists its product as uncharacterized. The record is from RefSeq and is a predicted model, not a curated record. The transcript is spliced from 2 exons. The coding region runs from base 1 to 1701 and encodes 566 amino acids. Lineage: Eukaryota; Metazoa; Placozoa; Uniplacotomia; Trichoplacea; Trichoplacidae. Gene Ontology annotation, molecular function: transferase activity, transferring phosphorus-containing groups.
AUGUCUGAGCUACUGAGGAGAGAAACAUUACGAAAAAGAAAUCUUUUCCAAAGUGUACGCCAAGAUGAUGAACUUGAAAUCCCAUUCUGGGAUAUUGUCGUCAUUACCGCGUCUGAUAGUGAACAAGAAGUGGCUUAUAUGGCUCAAUUGCAGGCGAAAAUGGGGUGUGAACUACCGGCAUCAGUCAAGUAUCAUGUCUUCCCUGAUCCUGUUGGUUUAAAGAUCGGCAAUGGUGGAUCGACUAUGGCUGCUCUUGAUAAUCUAGAACAGAUAUAUGGCAAAGAAUUGGAUAAUUAUAAGGUCUUGAUGAUCCAUGCUGGUGGCUAUAGUCAAAGAUUGCCUAGCGCUAGUGUGUUAGGAAAAAUAUUUACGGCUUUACCAUUUGGAAAUCCUCUAUAUCAAAUGAUUGAAGCAAAACUGAUGAUGUACAUUGAUUUUCCUUCACGAAUGAAAGCUGGAGUUUUUGUAACUUGCGCCGAUGACAUCGAAUUAUUUACUAUCGAUGGAAACUGGGAUUUUUAUCAACCAGGAUUUACUGCUCUAGGCCAUCCUUCUCCGUUAAAAAUUGGUACUACUCACGGUGUUUUUGUGUUAAAUGCAGAAGACAAUAAAAGUGACUCCGAAUUUAGCGUUCAAUCGGCUAAAUGUCGUCGUUUUCUACACAAGCCUAGUAUUGAAGUAAUGCAUCGGGAAGGAGCUGUGGUUGAUGCCGAUACCGUCUUUACUGAUAGUGCUUACUUUAUGGACCGGAAUACUGCUAAACUUCUACUAAAGUACUACCUCAAUCAUCGACCUUUACAAUGCGAAAUCGAUGCUUAUGGUGAUUUCUUACAAGCUCUAGGAUCUGAAGCCAACGAUGACUAUACUCAUAACACCAGCAAUAUCACAGACGUAACCGAGACGAUCGUUCAGACUAGAAAGGAAAUUUUUCAGUGGCUAAAAGGCACUCAACUGAAUGUUUUGUUGUUUAAAAAUUCAGUUUUUUAUCAUAUUGGCACAACGUUGGAAUAUCUCAAUCAUUACUGCAAUAAUACUGAUUUCCAAUAUGAAUUAAGCUGUCACCCGAUGGUAAUGACUGUGGGCAAAAAUGCUCUUACUGAUGCAUCAUGUCCUGAAGUUGGCUCACGAUGUAGCAUUAUACACUCUAAAAUUGGCAAAAAUGUUCAAUUGUAUGGUGAAAGCAUCGUCGAAUAUUGCUUAAUCGAAAAUGACGUAACGAUCCAGCCGAAUUGCAUCUUAAGUAAUAUUCAUUUAUCAUCCAAUCUGACAGUUCCAGAAAAUUCCUUUCUCCAUAGUGUGGCAGUGAAACAAGGAACACAAAAAUAUUUUGUAACUGUUGCCUACUCUGUUGGAGAUAAUAUUAAGAAAUAUACAUCAAAUAUAUCACAACUAGAUACAUUGAAUUAUGCUGGACGAAAGAUAAGUCAUGUUAUUCGUAAUGUUUUAAAUUUAAAUCCUGCAGAUAUCUGGACGAAUGGAACCAAAAUCGAUUUGUGGCACGCUAAGUUAUUUCCAUCAUAUAAGUCACAUCGAGAUUCUGUUGAAUUCGCAGUUAAAAUGCUAAAUUAUGUGCAAACUGAUCGUAGAAUAGAUUUAGAUAGCAUACCAAAUCGACUAUCCAUGGCAGAUGUGAUCAAACAAAAAGAUGUUUUAAGCAUUUUAAAUUAUCGACGUGACCUGAAAGCAAUGGUCAUAAGUUGA